Messenger RNA from Leptopilina heterotoma, 1483 nucleotides. RefSeq names its product uridine 5'-monophosphate synthase-like. The transcript has 3 exons. Gene Ontology annotation, biological process: pyrimidine nucleobase biosynthetic process; UMP biosynthetic process. Gene Ontology annotation, molecular function: orotidine-5'-phosphate decarboxylase activity; orotate phosphoribosyltransferase activity. The record is from RefSeq and is a predicted model, not a curated record. Lineage: Eukaryota; Metazoa; Arthropoda; Insecta; Hymenoptera; Figitidae. Bases 303 to 911 code for a protein of 202 amino acids.
CACAUAUUGCCUAAACAGGUGUUAAUAAAAAGGCGAAGAUUAUUCAUUUCUACUGCGACUCGUAAAUUUCCCUAUACUCAACAGUCAACACCUUUCGCACUUUACCAUUUUCUACGUGUUCAGGUGUUCUUGCUGUGCCCUUACUACCAAAGUUUCACAAAGUUUUAUCUCCUGGCUGUCUGCCACGUGGAGAUAGGAAAAAAUUCUCGUGUUAGAUAAAAACUUGAAUUUCAACGGUAAAAAUAUCAAUAUUCAACAAGUUGAAUUUCGUUUUGAAAAAAAGCUGAAAAUUUGAUGAAGUAAUGGAAGAAGAACUCCAAGAACUUGCUGUUGCUUUGUACGAUGUUGAAGCCGUUAAAUUUGGUGAAUUUACAUUGCAAAAUGGAUGGAAAACUCCAAUUUAUAUUGAUUUGAGGGUAAUAAUUUCAUAUCCAAAAUUAAUGAGUAAAUUAUCAAAAUCAUUAUGGAAACUUGCCAAGGAUACAAACUACGUUUCGCACAUAUGUGGAGUUCCCUACACGGCUUUACCAAUAGCUACAAUUAUUUCGGUUGAAUCAAAUAUUCCAAUGUUGAUGAAAAGAAAAGAAGCGAAGUCUUAUGGUACAAAGAAGUUAAUCGAGGGAAAAUUUGAACCAGGAGACAAAUGUGUCAUCAUCGAAGAUGUUAUAGUUAUUGGUGCAAGUGUUUUGGAAACUGUAACUGAUUUGAGGAAUUCAGGAUUAAAAGUAACAGAUGUAUUUGUGAUUGUAGAUAGAGAACAAGGAGGUAGGAAAAAUUUAGAAAAUAAUAAUAUUCAAGUUAAAAGUCUUUUCACCAUAACUCAAUUAAUGAAGUAUCUACUAAAAGCCGGCAAAGUUGCACAAAAGACUGUUGAUGAAGUGUCAGAUUACAUUAGCGAAAACAAACUUUAGUAACAAUAAGAAUCUUUAAAAAAAAUUAUAUUUGAGACGCAUAUACGCGAAGAUAGUAGUUAAUAUAAUUAUUAGUUAAAAAUUAAUACCUUAAAAUACAAAUUUUUUCCAUAAGAUCUUGUCUUAAUAUUAUCUCAAUACUUUCAUUUAGUAAUCGACUCAACCAAAUAAUACAAUUUAUACGGUUUAAUGAUCUAUCAAUCUUACUAUUUAUUGACGUAAGUUUGCUGUCAACUUUCUGCAAACUUGUUUAAAAAAUGUGUCAAGAUAUAAUGAUAAAUGACGAUUUACCUAAUUACAAAUUUUACAUAUUUAGUAAAAUGUGCUGUUACUAUUUAAUUAAGUAUUGUUGUUAAGCAGUAUUUGCCUUUAAAGUUUUUUACGAACUAUUUGUUAUCAAGACGAGAAUGGAAUGAAGAUAAAUACAUUUAUUAUAAAGCAUAAUUGUAGUUAAAAUUAGUUGAAAUCUGCUGCAGAGUAAAAUAUUUUUAUACCAUAAAUUGUAAACAUAAGCAAUGUCGAAUUUGUACUCGAAUUUUCAAAGAUACUUAAAUAAAUUUUGUAUAAAUUUU